Messenger RNA from Pistacia vera, 1281 nucleotides. RefSeq lists its product as uncharacterized. The record is from RefSeq and is a predicted model, not a curated record. Gene Ontology annotation, molecular function: double-stranded DNA binding. Gene Ontology annotation, biological process: chloroplast organization; regulation of DNA-templated transcription. NCBI's taxonomy places the organism in Eukaryota, Viridiplantae, Streptophyta, Magnoliopsida, Sapindales, Anacardiaceae. The transcript has a single exon. Bases 1 to 1281 code for a protein of 426 amino acids. Gene Ontology annotation, cellular component: chloroplast.
AUGUUUCGUUUUCUUUGUAGAACAACAGGAAAACUAAUUGCUGAUAGGGAUUUAGCUCUGAAUCUCACUACUACUCAACUGGGUUUUUCUCAAAAUAGGACCAGGAGUUUAUCUAGUACGAAACUGUCAAACUCAAAGACUGUUAGGUUUCUUUCAUCAUCUUCGCAUGUAGAGAAGAGAUCGUUAAAAACUAAACAAAGUGAACACGAAGAGUCUUUGACAGUUUCAUACUUGGUAAACUCAUGUGGGUUGUCUUUAAAAUCUGCUCUUUCCUCUUCUAAGUUGAUUCAAUUGAAGAACACUGAAAGAGCGGACUCAGUUCUUAGGUUUUUCAGCGACCAUGGUUUCACCGAAACCCAGAUCUCUAAAGUUGUGAGAUCACACCCACGAGUCAUUUCAAGUGAUCCCGAAAUGACACUUUCGCCCAAGAUUGAGUUUUUCCGUUCUAUAGGGGUUUCAAGUAGUGAACUAGCAAAGAUCAUAGCAAACAGUCCAGCAUUUUUAUCUAUGAGUUUAAAGAAUCGUCUUAUCCCCAAUUACAGUUUCCUCAGGAGUGUUGUCAUUCACGACGAAAAAAUUGUCAGAGUUUUGAAGCGCAUGGGACAAGGAUUUUUACAGGAUUUAAGGAGUAAAAAUUUUGGUCAAAAUAUAGCUCUUUUGAAAGUUAUUGGUGUGCCUCAAUCUCGAAUUUCUUUUUUUGUAACUAGUAAACCAAACGUAGCAUGUUCCAAACAUUCUAAAUUCUGCAAGGUUGUCAAUAAGGUUGAGGAAAUGGGAUUUAAUCCCACACGAACUGUGUUUGUUCUGGCAGUUGGAACAAUUGCCCAAUUGAAGGAAUCGGUUUGGGAAUCUAAGUUUGAGGUUUAUAAGAGGUGGGGUUGGUCUGAGGAUGAGACUCUUGCUGCAUUCAGAAGGCAUCCAUAUUGUAUGCAACUAUCUGAGGAGAAGAUUACAAGAACUAUGGACUUCCUUGUUAACAAAAUGGGUUACUUGUCACAAAAUAUUUCCAAAUGGCCAACUGUUCUCUUCUUCAGCUUGGAGAAGAGGAUUGCGCCAAGGUGUUUUAUUAUUCAGGUUCUGCUCUCCAAAGGAUUGAUCAAAGAAAAUAUAUGUCCAGUCUCUUUCUUAUUACAUGGACAGAGCAAAUUUAUUAAGAAGUAUGUAACCAAAUUUCAAGAAGAAGUUCCUGAGUUAUUAGAUGUAUAUCAGGGCAAAAUCAAUCUUCCGGAUGCCUCCCCUGGAUUUCAGAGGCAUGUAAAUGAAACAGGUUUAACUCUUUGA